GAAAUGUCUCUCUUUCAGUUCCACUCAGCGCUGCUACUAGCCAGGGAUCAGACAGUUCAUACAUCUGGACAGGAAGAGACCAGCCAUAUAGCACUUCACUAUGUUUAAGGCUAGAUUGAAAAUGAUGUUCCUUUGGUGUCUUUUGGUUCUUGUAAACCUGGUCUUAGUGUCUACAAGCAACAAUGCAGGAGUUGAAGUCAGACUAACUCAGAAGGCACUUGAGUAUGGUCGACAGAUUGGAAUUACCUCAAUCCAGCAAAAACUCAGAAGUAUGAAAGUGCCAGAUAUAAGUGGCACAGAAAAAGUGGAUCCUAUUGGAAAGGUCCAAUAUAGUUUUACAGGGAUGCAGAUUGUAAACCUGGGACUUCCCAAAUCAGCAUUGGGCUUAGUUCCUGACACUGGAGUCAUGCUUUCAAUUGGCCAAGCCUACAUCAAUCUGCAUGGAAAUUGGAGAGUCAAAUACCUCAGGAUCAUAAAAGACAGUGGUUCAUUUGACCUGGCUGUGGGUGAACUGGCAAUUAGCACCACUAUUGCUGUCAUGAGUGAUGACACUGGCCGCCCAACAGUCAGCAUGACCAACUGUGCAGCAACUGUGGGGAGCGUCAAUGUCAAAUUUCAUGGUGGGGCCAGCUGGUUGUAUAACCUCUUCAGUUCCUUCAUUAAUAAGGCUUUACGCAGUGCUCUGCAGAAACAGAUCUGCCCUUUGGUGGCUGACUCCAUUGCUGAAAUGAACCCACACCUGAAAACAUUAAAUGUUUUAGCCAAAGUUGACCAAUAUGCUGAAAUUGACUACUCCAUGGUGGGGUCUCCAGUCAUUUCUAAUACUUCAAUUGACUUGGGUUUAAAGGGUGAAUUCUACAACAUUGGACAACACAAGGAACCCCCUUUCUCCCCAACACCUUUCUCGUUGCCUUAUCAGGACACUAAUAUGCUGUACAUUGGAGUAUCUGCCUUCUCCCUGAACUCAGCAGGCUUUGUGUACCACAAUGCUGGCGCUCUCCGCCUCUACAUCACUGAUGACAUGAUUCCCUCUGGUUCUCCAAUUCGUCUUAACACAAGGACAUUUGGAGCAUUCAUUCCUCAAAUUGCAAAAAUGUAUCCUGGUCUGAUGAUGAAGCUGUUGGUUGAGACAGUGAAGGAGCCGAUCAUUAUAUUUGAACCAAACAACAUGACUAUCCAGGCUAGCAGUACAGUGACAGCUUACGCUAUUCAGCCCAACAGCACACUGUCUUCACUCUUUGUCCUCAAUCUGGAGGGCAGUGUCAGUGCCAACAUACAUGUGACAGAGCUCAAACUGGCAGGAAAUGUAACCCUUAACAAAAUGUUUAUGAGCUUAGCAAAAAGCUAUGUGGGACCAUUCCAGGUGACAUCUCUUGACAAUAUUUUCUCAAUGGUCUUGAAAGUUGCUGUGAUUCCCAAGAUUAAUGCUCGUUUACAGGAAGGUUAUCCACUUCCUGCCAUUGGAAAGAUGCAGCUUGUAAACAGUCAACUCCAGGUUUUGAAGGACUACUUGUUGAUUGGAACAGAUGUUCAAUUCAUGGGAUAAAUUUCACGUGAAUUGAAGAAUUAAAAAAAAAAAAAAAAAAGAUUUACUACUGAAGACAAAAUGUUAUGUGAAUUUUAAUUUGUUUUUUAUGAAUAAACAUGCGGACACACAAACUC
Molecule: messenger RNA, 1662 nt
Organism: Megalobrama amblycephala (Wuchang bream)
Lineage: Eukaryota; Metazoa; Chordata; Actinopteri; Cypriniformes; Xenocyprididae
Product: bactericidal permeability-increasing protein-like
Exons: 16
Coding region: 101-1546 (481 amino acids)
Molecular function (GO): lipid binding
Source: RefSeq, a predicted model, not a curated record